GCCGACGAAACCGAAUUUACGGUGGACUGAAGGCAGGCAAACGCACCAAGGACACAAUGCCACAAAAGCAUAGGUCCGUUGCGUUCAGCAUAAACAACAACGAGUCUGUAUCAUGAGCGAGACAACCACUACUACAGGCACUGCCAAUGGUGCAAGCAAUCCUGAUGCACCCAAAAGACUCAGUCUGAGGAACCGACAGGAGGAGCAACGCAUACAGAGCAUCAUACUGGACUCCCUCACAACCAUUGCUGUGGCUUAUGGCUUGUACAAUUACCCAGGCUAUUUCAAUCCCUGGGGGUUGUCACUGUUCCAGUGGUUGUGCGGAGUUGUUGGGAUCAGAAGUGCCGUCUUCUUCUAUGACAAUAUGGUGUUAAUGCUACUUGUGGAAUUUGUGUGGGGUGGUGAAACCAAUCUGCUUCCAACCCGAACCACAGGCAAACCAGUUCGAUAUGUUUCCCUGGAUACCAAAUCCAUCAUCUUCUUGGUGAUUAAUGCCUUUCAUGAAUGGUUGUUUGUUUCAAGACUGGUUCACUAUCUCUGGCAUUCACCAGAUGUCCCCUUACGAUGGCAAGAGCUUGGCACUCUCAACUCUCUGGGGUCUUUGGCAGUCAUGUUUGUGGUCAUUGAUCUCAUUUAUUCUCCAUGUCAUCAUAUCCUACACCUACCCUGGUUAUAUCCACUCAUUCACAAGCAUCAUCAUCGACAACACUUUCCUUGCCGUGGCUAUUGGGAUGCGGGAAAUGAGCACCUCAUUGAGCAUAUCAUAGGUGUUUUGGCCGCCUGGGGAGCCAUCCUGGCAGCUACUCAUGGGCCCACAGGAGCUCAUGGGAUUACCAUUUUCCUAUUCUUCAAUAUUCACGCGGCACUGGCUAUGCUCAAUCAUUCACCCUACAAUGUGGAAUUUGAUAUCAUUCCCGGAAUCAUGACAUACAAAGUCGCCAAUCAUGAAAUGCAUCACCGCAAAUUUACAGUCAACUAUGCCCAGUACAAUUUGAUGUACGAUCAUUUAAUGGGAACCUAUGCCCCCUAUGAGGGACCAACUUCAGCAGCCGAAGUGGAGAAAAAGAAAGAAUCUUAACCAUGCAAGAAGACAAGCUUCUCUCAGAGUUCUCAGUGCCAUACAUGUUUGGCUGGAUUUCUAAGGUUUUUCCUUCCUUUGCCAUAAUCUCAAUCAUUUUUUAGAAAUAUCCCACCAGUGAAGUCAGGGGAAGCUUUUCGUUUUAUGGGCUGUAUGCCUUAUACUUGAUAAAUAUAUGUAGAUUCGGCAUCGACUCGUGCGGAAGAUUCCAUCUAGCCAGCACGACACGGAGAGCAACCCCUUGUGACAUUGUUCCAAGAGCCUUGCUCGGUUUGAAAUUGAGAGCAUCCCUUGUGGCAUCUUUCACCAGGAGCCUCGUUUGAUUCCCGUGGCUGCAGCUGUCAAACUGUAGGUCGCUGCGAUCGCGCCUGAGCAAGAUGAGAAGCCACUGGAGAUUCCUGACGGCACUUACGAGCCAUGAAUUGGUUGCCUGAGCGUCAACCUCGAGGACGCAGAUAGCCCGCCAUUGUAGGCCCAAGCACUCAUGCAGGACGAGAGCAUACUCAGGGACUGAAGCUCUACAUUCUUGAAGACCGGCAUGGUAGCUACCGGUAGGUCGCCUUAGAACUCGGCCUAAACUAGCAAAGAGAGCCAGCCAAACUAACUCUUGAUAUUCCAUCGUGCUACCUGUACUGGUACGGUUUCUUUAGGCUGGAGGACAUGUUCAAGAUCACUUAAAAAAAUAAUACAAUUAUGCAUGAUUCUGCUACAUGUAUGCA
This is a messenger RNA of Seminavis robusta, 1797 nucleotides long. NCBI's taxonomy places the organism in Eukaryota, Bacillariophyta, Bacillariophyceae, Naviculales, Naviculaceae. The record is from the annotation of a GenBank genome assembly.